UGGGGUGGGGUGAGGGGGGGGGAGACUCGCAGCUUGAUUCGGGGUGUCACCAGCCCAGAGGGGCACAGACUGCGCGGGGGUGGCACGGGUAGUUGGGAGGCGGACGGACGGGGAGCUCGACUGAUACGGUGACAGCAGGGGGACGCUCCCGGGGACAGUGACACCCCCCAGGAGGCACAACCGGGCGCUGGGAAGCCGGGACUGCCCCCGGCGCGACGUGCGGCGGAGCGCGGCUGGUCCCCCCCCGGGGCGCGGGGCCGGUGGAGUGCGGGGACCGCCCCACAACCGUUCCGCGGCGGCCUUAGGGCAGCGCGGGGCCCCCGCCGUGCGGCCGCGCCAGGGAUGAGGAGCCGGGGCUGCGGCGCGGCCGGACCCCGCGGGCAGCACCGGCCGAGAGCGGGCACCGGCGCCGGGACAGCGGAGGAGCAGCGGAGGGAUUUGAAGCUGGGCCAAACGGCAGAGGGAAAUGUGACCGUCGCCGCACCGAGCCCGGGAGCGAAGGGAACGCUGCGCCGGAGGGGAGGCAGCGGGACAACCACGGAGCGAGGAUCGCGGGGUCCCCCGUCCCCACGCUGCGGGGCUGUGAGCACCGGGAGCCGCUCCGCCUGGGGUCGGGGACCCCGUCCUUUCCACCGGUCCUCAGCGCCCAUCCGAGCCUGAUGAGGAGCUCGUGAACCUAUGCAGACCAGGAAGAAAUACAUUUUCCUGACUUUCCUCGCCUUUUGGCUUCUGCUUUUCUUCUUUGGAGGAGAGCAGCUGCGCCGUUUCGCUUUCUUUCCCAGGAGGAACGCCCCAGCCCGCAGGAGCUGGCCCCGCUGGGCGGAUCGCACCCUCCUGCCCAGCUUUGCGGAGCCCCGGGAGCUGCAGGGUGACGAGGACGCAGCGCAGCCCUCGCCCCGGGCCCGGCGAGCGGCACGGCUGAGCACAUCCCAGGGCAGCCGGUGCCGCAUGGAGAGCUGCUUCGACGCCUCCCGCUGCCGGGAGCACGGCUUCAAGGUGUUCACGUACCCGCGGGAGCGCGGCGAGCCCGUGUCGGAGAGCUACGGCAAGAUCCUCGCCUCCAUCGAGAGCUCGCGCUACUACACGCCGCGCCCCGAGGAAGCGUGUCUGUUCGUGCUGGGCAUCGACACGCUGGACCGAGACCCCCUCUCAGCUCACUACGUCCGCAGCGUGGAGCAGAAGAUCCGCGCCUUCCCGCUGUGGAACAGCGGCCGCAACCACCUCAUCUUCAACCUGUACGCGGGCACGUGGCCCAACUACACCGAGGAGCUGGGCUUUGACAUCGGCCACGCCAUGCUGGCCAAGGCCAGCUUCUACAGCGAGAACUUCAGGCCCGGCUUCGACGUCUCCAUCCCGCUCUUCCCCAGGGAGCACCCGCAGCGCGGCGGGCAGAGCGGGUGGCUGCACCGGGACUCGGUGCCCCCAAAAAAGAAAUAUUUGCUGGUGUUCAAGGGGAAGCGCUACCUGACCGGGAUCGGCUCCGGCACCAGGAACGCGCUGCAUCACAUCCACAACGGGCGGGACAUCGUGUCCCUCACCACCUGCAGGCACGGCAAGGACUGGGAGAGGCACAAGGACACGCGCUGCGACCAGGACAACAUGGACUAUGAAAGGUUCGACUACCAGGAGCUGCUGCACAACUCCACCUUCUGCAUCGUGCCCCGCGGCCGGCGCCUGGGCUCCUUCCGCUUCCUGGAGGCACUGCAGGCCGCCUGCAUCCCAGUGCUGCUGAGCGACGGCUGGGAGCUGCCCUUCUCUGAGGCCAUCGACUGGGGCAAAGCGGCCGUGGUGGGCAGUGAGCGGCUGCUCCUGCAGAUCCCCUCCGCCAUCCGCUGCAUCCGCCCGGAGCGCGUGCUGGCAUUCCAGCAGCAGACCCAGUUCCUGUGGGACGCGUACUUCUCCUCGGUUGACAAGAUCGUGCACACCACGCUGGAGAUCAUCCGGGACCGGCUGCUCCCGCACCGCUCGCGCUCCCGCGUCCUCUGGAACACGCUGCCCGGGGGGCUGCUGGCACUGCCCGACUUCUCCACGCACCUCGGGGACUUCCCCUUCUACUACCUGCAGCACGGUAGGACUCCACACCUCAGCGUGCGCCAUGUGCCCGGUGCCUGCCCCCACAUGUCUCCUUUUCCCCCACAUCGCAGGCUCCAGCCCUACAGACAAGUUCACGGCACUGCUCCGGGCUGCCCCCCCGCUAGGCUCCCUGUCCCAGCCCACCGUCAGGCUCAUCCAGGCCGUCUCCAGGUCCCAGUACUGCGCGCAGAUCCUGGUGCUGUGGAGCUGCGAGAAGCCACCACCACCGCGUGGGACGUGGCCGCAGAUCACUGUGCCUCUGACCAUCAUCCAGGGCAGGACGAAGCCAUCAGGACAGACGCGGUGCUCAGCCUGGAUGAGGACACCAGCCUCUCCACCAGCGAGGUGGAUUUUGCCUUUGUGGUCUGGCGCAGCUUCCCUGAGCGCAUCGUGGGCUUCUCUGCGUGGAGCCACUUCUGGGACCCCGAGCAGAAGCGCUGGGGCUACACCUCCAGGUGGACCAACAAGCUCUCCAUCGUCCUCACCACCGCCGCCUUCUACCACAGGUACCCGAGCGGAUGGGGAGGGCCCUGUGCGGUGGUGAGGCUGAGGCCUGCCCUCCUCGUUCUCCGCAGGUAUUACCACAGCCUCUUCACGGAGUACCUUCCCGCGGGGCUGCGGGAGCUGGUGGACAGCCUGGCUGCCUGCGAGGACAUCCUGAUGAACCUGCUGGUGGCUGCUGUCACCAAGCUGCCGCCCAUCAAGGUCACGCAGUGGAAGCAGCACAAAGAGGCUGCGUCCCAGCCGGAGAAGGGCACGGCGGCAGGCGGCACGCGGCGUUUCUCCCAGCAGCAGGACUGCCUCAACCAGCUGGCGGACUGGUUCGGCUCCAUGCCCCUCGUGUCCUCCCAGCUGCGCCUCGACCCCGUGCUCUUCAAGGACCAGGUCUCUGUUCUGCGCAAGAAAUACCGCCACUUGGAGAAGCCCUGAGCUCAGCCGUGCAGCCUGUAUCCCCGCACAGACCUCACAGGGCAUGGCACAGCCCUCCUGGACCCAGCGCUGCCACGGGGCUUUAUUCCUGAUUGGGUUUUACCAGUACAAUAAAGGUCGGUGGAGGUGCAAAGUC
This is a messenger RNA of Numida meleagris (helmeted guineafowl), 3139 nucleotides long. It is a transcript of the gene EXTL1, whose product is annotated as exostosin like glycosyltransferase 1. Gene Ontology annotation, cellular component: membrane; Golgi apparatus. Gene Ontology annotation, molecular function: acetylglucosaminyltransferase activity; glucuronosyltransferase activity. The record is from RefSeq and is a predicted model, not a curated record. Lineage: Eukaryota; Metazoa; Chordata; Aves; Galliformes; Numididae. The coding region runs from base 679 to 3003 and encodes 774 amino acids. The transcript is spliced from 10 exons.